AUGAUGAAUUCCAACAAUGAGGCCUCAUUAGCGUCACCUAUUGUCAGGUUUGACGAAUCUGCUUCAAAGAAAGACAAGAAGAAAAAGAAAAGGAAAGUCAAGUUGUACUUGGGAGAUGAGAAGACCAAGAAAGCAACGAAUUCAGGAGAUGUUGAGCUUUAUGACAUUUUGCAAGCUCUUCGCGUGGAGGAUGUCAUACGCAUCUCUGGGCCAGUGAGUCAUAUGAAAGAUACUAUUGUUGCGGCGCUAUAUGAUUACUCCGUGCAGCGAACGAAAAACUUUAUGAGGGGUGACAUAUUCUGGCUGCCUCCAGUGCAAGGAGUUGUCCCUGUGGAAGAUUCCUUGUAUGAAGAUCUGUGCGUAUGCUUGGAUAUUUUGCAGGAUUCCACUUUGGCUACUCUUCAGGACUCCCCUGAAGAGAGAUGGGACAAGGACGAGAUGCUUAUGGAAUAUCAGGUUCGAAUCGAUAUUGAAAUGGAGUUUAUGAAGCCUCUUUUGAUUGUUGAUUUUUCCUUAAUCACUUUUGUCUCAGAGGAUGCGCAAACUGAAUUUGAACGUUUUCUGAACCACUUGAUGGUUCAUUCCGGUGCGAAAAUUAUCAAAAUUGAAACACCUUCCAGGACGAUUGAUCCAUUGUCGGGCCAAUCUCAAUCUACAGGAGAGUCGACCAAUUCUUCGAGCGAAGCCUUGACCGAAAUCAUCCGAUUCCUGGAGGAAGAAGAUAAAAAAGAAAGACGAGAACGCAAAGUGUCAAGUGAUCGUUCCGCGUUUUCAAUGGGGUCCUCUCUUGCUUAUUCGGAAGGAUCAACGCAGUUUGCUGCCAAUUCGGAUAGUGGAGCAACAAUUGAGAGUGGAGCGACAGCGGACACAGGGUCACUUUUGGCAGGGACCAAAUUGUUUGGCAGCUUGAUGGAGGAGCCUUCACUAGUCGGUGCAGAGCAUCGAGCAAGAAUAGAUGAUGACAGGUCGUUUGGCAGUCUGGAAGGAGAGCCUUCCGCAGAAGAAAGGUACAACCGGGAUGAUUACUUUUUCCAGAUGGCAGCGGCUCCUAGUCCUUCGACCAAACCCACGACACGCACCGUCGCCAACAAGUCCAGGAGUCAACAGUCCUUGGCUAAUGUGGCUCCAAGGAAACCAAGUCCCAUCGAUGCGAAUGGACCCACAAGGAGCAGGAGUUACAACAGUCAGAGUAGCAUUUCUUCCAAUAGUGCUUCUACUCCUCUCCCAUCAUCACAAGAGCCCUUAAAUGCUAUUGCUCCAAGGAAAUCAAGUCCAAUCGACGUGAAUCAUCGACCCACGAGGAGUAGGAGUUACAACAGUCAGAGCAUCAUUGCUUCCAAUAACGCUUUCACUCCUGUCCGGUCAUCAUCAUCGUUAUCAAGUCCCAAUACGGCGCAUCGGCUCCAGCGUACCAGUAGCCGCACUGGCAGCGCUCAAGAAAGAGCAGGGGGGGAGAGCCCGCGUCGCAGAAAGAAGAGGAGUGCCCGGAAACGAGAAAUCGAAGACGAGGAGGAAAGUUAUUUUUCCAAUACUACGGAUUAUUCUUCCGCAGAGCGGCCAUCCUUGAGCCACCUGUUAUGCGGUCUGGAUUUGGGAGAUGCCAGCAAGUCGCUUCGAAGAUUCUUUUGCUUUUGA
This is a messenger RNA of Cylindrotheca closterium, 1635 nucleotides long. NCBI's taxonomy places the organism in Eukaryota, Bacillariophyta, Bacillariophyceae, Bacillariales, Bacillariaceae. The record is from the annotation of a GenBank genome assembly.